Molecule: messenger RNA, 2252 nt
Organism: Manis pentadactyla (Chinese pangolin)
Lineage: Eukaryota; Metazoa; Chordata; Mammalia; Pholidota; Manidae
Gene: SHF
Product: Src homology 2 domain containing F
Exons: 8
Coding region: 63-1664 (533 amino acids)
Molecular function (GO): phosphotyrosine residue binding
Source: RefSeq, a predicted model, not a curated record
CCGCUCCCGCCUCCGCCCCCCGCCCGGCCACAGCGCUCCCCUCGCUCAGUCUGGCUGGCCCCAUGUUACUGAGCGGAGCUCCUCCGGCGGGCUCCGGCCCGGGGCCGCGGGCGCAGGGGAACGCCGGGGGCGGCCCAGGAGGGUCGCGCCGAGGCGCCGGGAGUGCGGGGGCCGGCCCAGGAGGGGGCGGCAGUGGCGGAGUGGCCAAGUGGCUCCGGGAGCACCUGGGCUUCCGCGGGGGAGGCGGCGGCGGAGGUGGGGGCAAGCCGGCGCCCCCAGAGCCGGACUAUCGGCCCCCCGCACCCUCUCCGGCCGCACCCCCCGCGCCACCCCCGGACAUCCUGGCCGCCUACCGGCUGCAGAGGGAACGCGACUUCGAAGAUCCCUACUCCGGGGGGCCGUCCGGCUCCGCUGUCCUCGCCACCCCAGCAGUCCCCGGCCCUACGCCGCCCCCGCGCCACGGCUCGCCCCCGCACCGCCUCAUUCGGGUCGAGACCCCUGGCCCCCCAGCACCCCCUCCGGAGGAGAGGACCUCUGGACCCCCCGCCAGCAACGACAGGAGCAUCUUGGGAGAAGCGGAGCUGCCUCUUGGAUGUCUGAAACCUGCUCUCCUCCCACAGUUGGCAAUCCUAGAAGACUAUGCGGACCCAUUUGAUGUUCAGGAAACUGGUGACGGCCCAGCAGGGGCUUCAGGAGCCCCAGAGAAGGUUCCUGAAAAUGAUGGCUACAUGGAGCCCUAUGAGGCCCAAAAGAUGAUGGCAGAGAUCCGGGGCUCCAAGGAGACAGCAGUUCAGCCCCUGCCUCUGUACGACACGCCCUAUGAGCCAGAGGAGGAGGGGACCACCCCAGAGGGUGAGGGGGCCCCCUGGCCCCGAGAGUCCCGCCUGCCCGAGGACGACGAGAGGCCGCCCGAGGAGUACGACCAGCCCUGGGAGUGGAAGAAGGAGCGGAUCUCCAGGGCCUUUGCCGCACCCCAGUGUCCAUCCCAGGCCCAGAGUCCAACAUGGAGUGUGUGUGCUGGUGGUCUGAGCAGUGGCACAAGAGUUGACAUUAAGGUCAUCAAAGACCUACCUUGGCCUCCACCAGUGGGACAGCUGGACAGCAGCCCCUCCCUGCCUGAUGGGGACAGGGGCAUCUCCGGUCCAGCCUCACCCCUCCCUGAGCCCAGCCUGGAGGACGGCAGCGCCCAGUUUGAAGGAUCUGAGAAGAGCUGCCUGUCACCUGGCCAGGAGGAGAAGGGGCGUCUACCUCCCGGACUCUCUGCAGGGAACCCCAAGGCAGCCAAGCCCAUAAAUGUGGAGCCCAGCAGCCCCCUGGGGGAGUGGACAGACCCAGCACUUCCUCUGGAAAACCAGGUCUGGUACCAUGGGGCCAUCACUCGAACAGAUGCCGAGAACCUGCUCCGGCUGUGCAAAGAAGCCAGCUACCUGGUGCGCAACAGUGAGACCAGCAAGAAUGACUUCUCCUUGUCCCUCAAGAGCAGUCAGGGUUUCAUGCACAUGAAACUGUCUCGGACCAAGGAACACAAGUAUGUGCUGGGCCAGAACAGCCCACCCUUCAGCAGCGUCCCUGAAAUCGUGCACCACUACGCCAGCCGCAAGCUGCCCAUUAAGGGGGCCGAGCACAUGUCCCUGCUCUACCCCGUGGCCAUCCGGACUCUGUAGGUGUGAGGCCUCAGCACUGUGACAGAUCUGGACGCAGCCCUGUGUCCGUCCCCCGGCUGAGGGUCGUGACCGUCCCCGGGACAUGAACUCCCUUUCUUCCUUCACCCUGGGAUCUAGUGCAAGCUGGAGAUUUAAAUUAUUCUAAAGCGGAAGGGCUACCGGGGACUUAGAAUAAGUUGUCUGGAGCUGGGGAUAGAGAAAUCCCCGGGAAGAAGGGCUAGCUACUAGAGAAGGGGGCUUCAGAACGGCUGGUCUCCUGGAGUUUAAGAUCAGCAGCCCAGCCCCUUUCGGUCCCUAGGGCACAGGUGGCGAUUGCCUUCCCCACCGGCCUCAUUCCGCCGGUCAGUGCGGGGUGGGGUAGGACGCGGGCCCGCUGGGCGCGCGUACCACCUCUCCGCCUCCACCCCCAAACCACCGGCGGGCUCCGCCCAGAGUCUGGUGCGGGGCUUGGGGAAGGCGGACCCCUGGAAUGGAGACAGCAUUGGGGUUGGGAGAGGAUGGGAAGGGCUCGGGCCGGAGGGAAGCUGUGCAGUCCCCAGGCCGCCCCGGCUCCCGGCCAGAGGCAAUAAAUAAACUCAGUCCAGCCAG